Molecule: messenger RNA, 456 nt
Organism: Fomitiporia mediterranea MF3/22
Lineage: Eukaryota; Fungi; Basidiomycota; Agaricomycetes; Hymenochaetales; Hymenochaetaceae
Product: Homeodomain-like protein
Exons: 2
Coding region: 1-456 (151 amino acids)
Source: RefSeq, a predicted model, not a curated record
AUGGCAAGAGGGAAAGUUCUUUCUGAUGAUGCACGCAAAAUCAUUGUGAAGCUCUAUCAGCAUGAAUCGUUCUCUGCCCAGCAAUUGUCUCGUCUAGCAGAUGUUCAGCAACGAACGAUUCAGCGAAUACUGAGUCACUGGAGGGAGACUGGUAGAGUUGAACGAGACGUCUUGCACAGUCGGGGGCGACCAAGGAUAUUGGAUUAUGCAGACACUGAGUAUCUGCUUGGUUCAGUGGACCGUCGAUGCGACCUAUUUUUAUUGGAGUUGCGGGAUGAACUUUGCAAUGCAUGUGGCAAGGAAGUAUCAGAUAGUACGGUGUGGAGAGCUUUGCGUCGAGUAGGAUUCACAAUGAAAAGGGUAAGUAUUAAUAUUUUACGAGUAAAACAGCAGGAGGGAAAAAAACCAAUAGAUCUCAAGGAGGGCAGCCGAGCGCACCGAACUAGAACGUACUAG